Molecule: messenger RNA, 1782 nt
Organism: Fusarium odoratissimum NRRL 54006
Lineage: Eukaryota; Fungi; Ascomycota; Sordariomycetes; Hypocreales; Nectriaceae
Exons: 2
Coding region: 227-1087 (286 amino acids)
Source: RefSeq, a predicted model, not a curated record
GAUCAAAAUUCACUUUGCGUGUGACGUUGCGUGGCUCUAACCUCAGAAGCCCACUUCUGGGGUUUUUUUUUACUGCCGGGCGGCGGGUGAAAAAUUUAUACCGACUAUGAAAGCUGGCUGAUCCUCAAGCCUUUCACUGCCUUGACUUUUGGUGUUUCUUCAUUCCAACCGAACUUGAACUCAACAACUACUCUUAUUAUUCUUUGUAUUGAUCAACGUAUCAGUUAUGGGCGUCCGUAUCGCUACACAACAAGACGUCCCCGCGUUGAAGGAUAUCAUCCUCAGCGGGUUGUCAAAUGAUUCUGUCUGGCUGUACUGCUACCCCUCAGCAGGCCGUUCAGAAGCCGCCUCAAAUCAUGUCGAGACGGUUCUGAAGAGGAUCAUUGACGACAACAGCAAGAAUUGGCAUUGCUACGUAGUCGAUGCCCCCAAGACUCACGACCCUGUCUCCCUUGCAAUUAUCCAGUCGCUUCACCAGAACGAGGACGAUGGAAAGGGCGUCACUGAACAGAUUCAGCGAGUGUUUGGUCUGUCGGAUGACCCCAGCAACGGCGAGAGUAAGACGGCAAAGAGAAUUGCCGCACUGCAAUCAGGCAUCACGCAGACUCAGCAGACGUACCUCGCCCGCUACGACCAAGUUAUGUUCCUCCAUGCCGUCAUCACGCAUCCCCACCACAAGCGCCAAGGGUACGCCAAGACGCUCUCCAAGCAAACCCUGCAGGUAGCGCGUCAGAAGGGCGCCGUCGUAGCAGCCCUCGCCAGCCCCUUCAGCGGCUACGUCUUCUACUCGGGCACCAGCUUCUCCAACUGCGGCCGCACAAAGGUCGAGACCGACAACGACAUCGAGAACCUCGAGCUGCAGAUCAUGGUCUGCACUCCCCCCAAGCCCCUCGAGCAGAGGAGGAGCUCCAUCAUGGACUUUUGGGGAGGGGCCAAGAAGGCGUCGCCUGCGGGGAGCAGACGGGAGUCGCUUGACCAGGGUGCCACUGGCGAGAGGCGGAGCUCGUUCUUGGAUAUGUUUAGCUUUGGUGGCCCCAAGACUCCCUCUGCUGUUGAUGAUGAUACCCGCAGAAAGUCUCACGCCUAGAUGAGGACAGGGGGAUUUUUGUUUGCAGUUUUUUUUUUACAUGGAUGCCAUAGACCAGGUCUUUUCUUAUGUAUUUACCAAUGAGCCACGAUCUCAAUACGAUCACAGUACCAAACCCACCAUCAGUGUCAGCGAAAAUACAGUGGUGGACCGUGCAUAACUUUACUGAUUUGCAGGGCUCAAUCAUGCAUUUUGCGUAUGCAUGACAGCGCAUAAUCAGCAACUUUUCGCCAAUUGCCGUGAAGGCUUGCGCAGCUUCAUCCGCCCUGUCUGAACGACCAGCGGUUUCAGAAUUUUCAUCAACUGCGAUCGAUUUCCGCAGGCAAGCAUUAUUCUGCAGUGCUUUUGAUUGUUACAUAUUUUGGCCAUUGGCAUUUUACUCGCAAUAAAACGACUGUUUUCAUCGAGCCAACUACGAUCAGCUUCAGGUGACACUACUAUAAAUAUCUGAGGAAAGAAUUGGGGGGAAGGGAUGGAGAUAGUAGCAAGGAAGAACUCUUGCAUGGGGAAGACAGCUAUGCGGCAUAAUACCCGCAACUGUUAUUGAAGAAUAGAAAGGAGUAGAGAAGGGGAUGAAGAGGAAAAGGAAAUGUUUAACUUCCCUUGAAUUCGUUAUCUCUCUUCCCACGAAUGUAGUGUAUCAUGCACCAGUCCCACAGCCGUCCAGGAAGCAAAUCGAUUAGACCUUUGUAAAG